AGUCCGCAGUCCGCACCGCACCAAGGUCCAAGCGUUGGUCCAAGCCAAAUCCGCACAGCACCAGGCCAGAUCCGCACCGCACCACUCCAAAAUCCGCACCAGCCGAACAAGCCCGCACCGACGAGAUCUCGUCGAAAUUGCCAUACUUUGCAGUCUGGAUGUACCGUGAUUCGAUGCUCCAGUUGAGCUGAGCCUGGCCAGUUUGAGUUGAGACAACAAUACCAUACCAACCACACAUUUGCAUUUUUGGCAAGCCACGUUCUAACUUCUACCCCUACUUUGACCUGUCAAGCAAAUGUGGGAUACAAACUGAGCAAUGCUGAGCAACCAGUAGCCAGCCAUAUUUACCUCAGUAUCAGUUCAUAAUGUUAUAUUGAUCUGGAUGUGAAAUCAGAAUUACCAUCAUCUAAGAUUCCGGCACUUCUGGAACGUUUCAUUCUGACAGCGAUCCAUCUGGAUUGAAUCACUCAUCACAAGACGGAGUGGUGUCCCAGGACCUGAGUGCCGGAGGAGUUGCUGCGUUGUCCGUGGCUGCGGCGGCGGGUUCGGCGCGGCGCGCGGUGGUGGCGACUUCCGAGGCGUGCCCGCGGGCCCUGGUGUCGGAGACUGCGGCCUCUGGAUCGACGGUGAGAUCCGCCGGCCAUGGGCCAUGGGUCGCCACAGUGAGCUGCAGCGCUCCGUGCUCGCUCUGUACCGACAGUGCCUGCGCGCCGCCGCCCAUAAACCGGGCGCCGCCGCCGCCGUGCGCGCAGAGUUCCGCCGCAACGCCGACGUUCCGCGCCUCGAGGUGAUGCGCAUCGAGUUCCUGCUGCGACAGGGCCGCCGCAAGCUGCAGAUGCUCCAGGAUCCGCACGUGUCGCAAAUGGGCCAGUUCCGCAGCGACGACCAGUGACCAGCGUCUGCAAGCUGAGCGGUUUUAGGGGCUUACAGGAUACAGCAGCACGGUUUGGACUGCUGAUAACGCAUGGUUUGGACUGCAUCACGAGCUGACGGAUUAUCAGCUGGCCUGCUCCCCUUGCCAGAUUAAAGACUCCUCCACCGCACGAUGAGCCGGCUGGUGCGUGUGCGCCACCUGGGUCUGGUCAGCUACUCGGCCGGCCUGGCCGCCCAGAGGGCAGCACUGUCGGCCCACCAGGCGGCGCUGGCGGCGGGCGGUCCGGCGCCUCACGAGCUGCUGCUGCUGGAGCACACGCCCGUGUACACGGUGGGCCGGCGGCAGCAGGGCGCCGACACCGCCGCAGAGGAGGCGCGCCUGCGCCGGCUCGGCGCCGAGUUCGAGCGCACCGGCCGCGGCGGCUUGAUAACCUUCCACGGGCCCGGCCAGCUGGUCGCCUACCCGAUGCUGAACCUGCGACAGCUGGGCGUGCCCGGCCCCAGGAGGUACGUCUGCCUCCUGGAGCAGGCCAUCAUCAACGUCUGCGGUCAGCUCGGUGUGCCGGCGGCCACCUCUCCGCACACGGGCGUCUGGGUGGGCGACAACAAGGUCUGCGCGCUCGGGAUUCACCUGACGCAGCGCGUGCUGAGCUCGCACGGCCUGGCGCUCAACUGCUCCGUCGACCUCGACUGGUUCCGGCACAUCGUGCCGUGCGGCAUCGCCGACAAGUUCGUCACCUCGCUGACGGCCGAGCUGGGUCGCCCGGUGGCCGUGGCAGAGGCGGCGCCGCUCGUGGCCGACGCGCUCGCGGCCCGCCUCGGCUGCCGGCUGGUCUGGGAGGACGGCGACCGGCGGGCCAGUGACGUCAGCGCCGCUCAGCCAAUCACCGCCGAGUGACGCCGGCCGAGCCGCGCCAGCCGAGUUUGUCCGAUAUUUAUAGUGUUUGCUAGCUACUAACUGGGCAUUUCCGCAAUCCACAUUUUAUGAAAUUGCUAAACCCGUAGCGGUGCGCUGUGAGUUGUGAAGUGAAAUGGGAUGUGUGGUCGCAUGUCGGGUGGCCGGUGGGAUGGGAGUUCUGACGGUGAAAUGUGAGCUGGUAUCUAUGGGAUGGAACAGUAAAAUGUGCGACUGUGUGAGCGAUGGAAUGGUGAUAGAUAACAGGCGUUAUUUCACACUCAGGCUAGACAUAGUCUAUAGUAGGUGAGUAAAGUAAGUCAGUUACCUCAGCCAGGGGGUCGAGGCAGGGUAUAAACCAUUGAAGGACGGUUGACACUAAACCAUGCAGCCGCAAGACGCAAAAAGAGCCGUGAUAUAUCAAUCAGACGUAGGUACCUACCUACCGUCCAAACCUCAAGCUUCUAAGUUGUGUGGUGGCACCGCGGUCGGUAGACUCACAGUGUAUAUAAAUAUAUAAAAGGUAUUCAUUUCAUUUAUGAAUAGAUCUAUUCUCAUCUAUUCAUUUAAAUGAAUAGAUAGAUGUGCCUAGGCA
Molecule: messenger RNA, 2363 nt
Organism: Amphibalanus amphitrite
Lineage: Eukaryota; Metazoa; Arthropoda; Thecostraca; Balanomorpha; Balanidae
Product: putative lipoyltransferase 2, mitochondrial
Exons: 5
Coding region: 1046-1771 (241 amino acids)
Biological process (GO): protein lipoylation
Cellular component (GO): mitochondrion
Molecular function (GO): lipoyl(octanoyl) transferase activity
Source: RefSeq, a predicted model, not a curated record